Molecule: messenger RNA, 1120 nt
Organism: Drosophila bipectinata
Lineage: Eukaryota; Metazoa; Arthropoda; Insecta; Diptera; Drosophilidae
Source: RefSeq, a predicted model, not a curated record
GUCGUUGUCGGAUCGAGAACAUUUCAAACUCAACAUUUUGCGCUGAGUCGCUUUCUUCGGAUACAAUAUCAACGAUAAAACCAUGUCGGCUCCUGCCAAGCCUCCAUUUAAAUUAGACUUUGAGAGACUGAAGCAGACUUUUAUCGAGAUUUGUCCGGACUUCAAGGAGGAGACGCGCUUUGAGGUGGCCACUGUCAGUUGUCGUUUCGCCCAGGACGUGAUCUUUACGUACAGCAAGGAAGCCAAAGCUGCCAAAGCCCAAAACAAGGACGUGGGCUGGUCUAUGCGACUGAAUGUUGAAAAUGCCAAGGGUGUCAGUUUCCGUAGCGAAGUCUACAUACAGACGCACUUUGUCCGCGAAUCUCCACAGCAUCAGCCAUUCAUAAUCAGAGAUCGCCUGCUUUUGUCCUUCAAGCAGGCUAGUCUGCUGGCGGUGGAGAAAUACUGUCAACUAGUUCCACACCAUGUGAAGCGGGGUGAAGUGAUCCUCACGCCCCUAGCUGGUGCCAUCUUCAAUGUAGAGGAUAUUCCCAAAUUGGCGGCGGCGCUUCAAGAACCACUCGCCGAUGUGGUGAUGGCCGUCAUCAGUAGCUGCCAAACCGAUGGAUACUACUUGACACACAGUCGCUGCCAUAUUGCACUCCUGGCACUCAUCAAGACCGUUGGGGAUCUGAAGAUGCGCGCCUCGCUCGUCAAGAAGACCAUCAAAAUGUAUCAGCAUCACGGCAAGGAGCUUCAAAUGGAACAGUUUCAGAGAUGGAGUACAAUCCUGAAGGAUUUAACCCCCACCAAGCAACGAUGCAAAAGCCAGAAUGAAGACUACGACAAGCUGGCCGAGCAAGUUCUGGGUUUCCAUCUUACAGCCAAGGAACCCCAAAUCCUGGAACCCAAGAGGUAUCCAAAAAUACCCAUGAAAUGUGCAGCAAACUUUCAAAAGCUCGAAAAGUAAAAACAUUUUGUAAUGGGAACUGAAUUACUUUUUCUUGAUUACAUGAGAUUUUUAAUCUCAGUUAUGUUCUCAUUAAAUCAAUUACAUUAUCUAUCUUUAAAUAAGGUUACUAUUUUAUGUAUAUUGUACUAUUUUUGUAAUAAAAUACAGAUUCUUGGGUUUAUUGAAAAA